CCAUCAUCGGACUUUGCCCAGAUGAUGAGAGCAGAAAAAAUUGCAGCGCAAGCGAAAGAGAUACUGCCUUCGGUAAUGCUCCAGUACCCGACCGACACACGGCAGGCCCGGAUGCAUCAGAGAACCAUGCAAGACGCUCGCCGAAGGCACGGCGGGUCUGUGCACAAUGUUUCAUCAGGGCGACCUUACUUCCCAAUUCUGGCACAAAGGCAUCGCGCAGGUAUAUAGAGAGCCGCAGGCGGGCGUCUCACUAAUACCAGAACUCCCCCUCUAUCUCUCUCCUUUCUUUCUUCUUGACAACUAUCCUCCUUCCUGCCUUCUCACGUCUCUGCACAACAUGACCAAAACCAAUGCAAGUCUUAGAGAGAAGGCCAUCCCUCCCUUGCGAGAGACUGCCCAAUCAGGGUCGGACAGCUCGCGUCUCGCCCGAGGUGGCUCACGCAGACCUUCAGCCGACUUACGAGGAAUAGCAGUCGACUCGCGCGGGCCGCGGGUCGUCCCAUGCAAUCCACAAGAGGCCCCUCUCGACUCGCGCAGGACGCCAGUCAACGCACGUCCCAUCCGGCCAAUUCCGCGCCGAAUGUCGCAACCGGACACAGCUGGACUCCCUCGAGAGCUCGCCGGACGGCUCUCCCCUCUUUCUCCCUGGGCACCUCCGCCUCCUUCCGGUGCACCACCACCUCCUCCGGAUGCUCCUCCUCGUUCGAAUAGUGCGCGUACCCCUCUGCCUAGAUCAUCUCUCCCUCCCUUCGGACCACCUAUUCCCCCGCUCGGACCGCCGCCCCCUCUACCGAGAGCGCUGCAGUCUCACGAACCGCCUCCCCCUCCUCCUUACUCUGAUCGAGCGUCGUAUCACGGUCGGAAAAGGAUCCCGCCCGGAUUCAACGUAGGGCCUGACCAACCCUUUCGAUAUAACAUGCCCAUCCGACAUGCGCCGCAGAUGGCGCCGGGCCCGCGUCAGCCUCCAGCCCUUCCUCGACAGCCGUCAGCUCCUCCACAACGAGGAUCGCUGAAAUCCCGUCGUCGUGGCUCUCUCACGAUUCCGCGCCGUGGUUCUCGCGACGCCCCGCAUCGCGGUUCAGUUCCCUCCCAGGGUCGCGGCUCGCUAGUCUCCGCCCGUCCUGGUCCGACGGUUCCUCGCGACCAAACACCCCUUCUCGACGAGACGAUUGCUUUCCCGUUGGCAGCGUCCUCCAGCUUGGUGCUCAUGCCUGGUUCGGAGCCGUCUCGCGCGCCGCCCGCCUUCGAAGACAGUACGACGGAGUUCGCCAGGGCGGAUCGGCUCGCCGCCUUCGAGCAGAACCCGUUCGAUUUCUACGAAGUCGGGGCAUACCUAGCCCGAAACGCGCCAAGACGAGGGGAGGCCAACGGGUACGACGAGUCCACCGGAAGGCGUAGCGGUGCGCAAGUCGAGGGACCGUCGGUCGAAUCCUACGAUGCGACAGUGAAGCGCGAGCCCGAGGAAGGGUCGAUUCUGAAUGCGUGGCGGGAGGAGCCGGGGUACGAUGCAGGUGAGAUGGAGGGGCAGGAAGAUCUGGCCGUGGGGGAGGAAGGCGAGGAUAUCCUGAAAGAACACUCGCAGAAUGAGGGCGAGCUUCCGUCCUCCGUGCCCAUAUGGGAGGACGAGCUCGACUACGCUGAGUCGGACUAACCAUUGACUACUCCUUCCUUUGCGAUUUUCUUCGCAUCCACGAUCCUUCCAUUGCCUUAUGACUUCAUGACACCGACGACACGAGUUGCGACCUUAGGCACAUCUCACAGUUUUUUAACUUACUUUCCUAUAAUACGAUAUAUGUCUUCUUAAUACACUUAGGUGCUCACUUUCUCUCUCUUUUCCGAAGAAUAGGCAGAUCAUCCUUUCCGUACAAUGUGCACCAAAAAUCCAAACGAGGAAGAUCCCGCG
Messenger RNA from Schizophyllum commune H4-8, 1903 nucleotides. RefSeq lists its product as uncharacterized. Bases 167 to 1651 code for a protein of 494 amino acids. The transcript is spliced from 2 exons. Lineage: Eukaryota; Fungi; Basidiomycota; Agaricomycetes; Agaricales; Schizophyllaceae. The record is from RefSeq and is a predicted model, not a curated record.